GAACCAAUGCAAGUCUGGAGAGAUUAAAAAUCUUGAUACUGCAAAAGUUUACUUUGAUAAUAUGAUUUCAGUAAACCCAUUACCAUCUACAGAUACAUUUAAUCAUCUAUUAACUUCAGUAUCCAAGAUCAAACACUAUUCUGCUGCUGCUUUUCUACUGUAUCAGAUGAUGAAUGUGGUGGGUAUUGUUCAGAAUAUCUAUACAUUUAAUAUUCUGAUUAAUUGUUGUUGUAGAUUAAGUCAAGUUGAUUAUGGGUUCUCUCUGUUUGGUGAAAUGCUUAAGAGAGGGUAUAAUGCUGAUGCAAUCACUCUCAAUACACUGAUCAAGGGUCUGUGUGCGGAAAAGAAGAUCGAAGCUGCGGUUAAGUUGUUCGAUAAAAUGACUGACAAUGGGGUUUGGCCGGAUACGGCUAGUUUUAAUACGCUGAUUUGUGGGUUUUGUAGAACUGGAGAGGUUGGGAUUGGUGUCGAGUUUUUGAGGUUGAUGAUGGUGAAAUGGAAGUGUAGUCCGAAUGUGAUUACUUAUAAUUGUUUGAUUCAUGGGUUUUCCUGUAUCGGUCAGUUAGAUGAAGCGAUGGGGAUAUUUGAUGAGAUGUCUAGUCGAGGAAUUGCGAAUGUUGUCACGUAUACGUCUUUGAUUCAUGGAUUAUGCCGGUGUGGUCGGUGGACAGAAGCAAAGGAGUACUAUAAUCAACUAGUAGGCCGAGGGAUACCACCAAGUGUAGUCACGUUCAACGUGUUGUUAAAUUAUUACUGUAAAGAAGGGAGAAUGACAGAAGCUUGUCAGGUCUUCGAAGAAAUGAGCAAGUUAGGUAAGGAGCCUACUAUGGUGACUUAUAAUUCUCUGAUGAAGGGGUAUUUCAGUAUCAAAAGAUGGGAUGUGGCUAUGCAACUCUUCGAUAGAAUGGAACGGAACGGUAUGAAACCUGAUCAAUUUACUUACAGUACGCUGAUAACUGGAUUAUGCCUGAACAUGAAAGUUGAAGAGGCAAUAUGCUUAUUUAAUAAGAUCGAAUAUUCUGAACAUCCCUUGAACGUAACCACAUAUAGUGCAAUGUUGGAUGGGUUGUUAAAGAACCAAAAGGUUGACGAAGCAAUCCAACUUUUUCAUUCGCUGGAGGAUAAUGGUUUCCAAGCUGACAUUUGUAUGUACAAUAUACUCAUUGAUGGAUUGCUCAAGUCUGGGAAACCGGUAAGUACACGGAACUUAUUUUCAGAACUCAUUAAUAAAGGAUUAGCACCGAAUGUUAGAACAUAUAACAUACUGAUUAGUGACCUAUGCAAGAAAGGGAGGCCAUUUGAAGCUGAGAAAAUUAUUGUCGAAAUGGAACAGAGUGGUUGCUUACCAGAUUCCAUCACAUACAACACCAUCAUUCGAGGUUUUAUUCAUGAGCAAGAGGUCAGUAAGGCAACACAGUUUCUUCACAAAAUGGAUGGAAAAAAACUUGUUCCCAAGAAGGAUGUAUGUGCAGUUUUAAAGACUACUCUUCCAUUGGAUCAAUACACUGCUUUACUGAGAUCGAAUCUUCUGGACAGCUCUUGAGCAUAACCACAUAUAGUGCAUUGUUGGAUGGGCUGUUCUAGACCUAAAAAGUUGACGAAGCAGUCAAACUUUUUCAGUCACUAGAGGAUAAUGGAUUGCAAGCUUUGAGGUAUGGGAAGCUGAAGAGGUUUCAACGGGUGGAACUAAUAGUACUGUUUCCAGGGCCCUACCAUGUGAUAAUCUCUGCAUCGGCGAGGAACAACAUUGAGCGGUUUCUGUCUAGGAAAGCUCACUGUGCUUGUACCCAAGAUGUUGCAGCUCUAAGGAAAUGGAUUAUUUGCUCUCAACUCCCAAACUCUCAUAGUUAAAAAGGGGAAAAUUGCUAUUGCCAUUGCUGCUGCGUCUCACUUGGUGGUUAUUUCCCUCACCCGUCCUCCCAUUUGCUUUCCAGUCAAUAACAGUUGGCAUGCAGGGAUAGACUUGUCUGACUUGACUCAACUACCUGAAGGGAGAUGGGUUGAUGUCUGGAAAGCCAACUGAGCAAAUUGACAGCAGAAACAAGUUGCUUCUCCUGCAUUGCACAACCAAC
Messenger RNA from Papaver somniferum (opium poppy), 2072 nucleotides. Its product is annotated as putative pentatricopeptide repeat-containing protein At1g12700, mitochondrial. NCBI's taxonomy places the organism in Eukaryota, Viridiplantae, Streptophyta, Magnoliopsida, Ranunculales, Papaveraceae. The record is from RefSeq and is a predicted model, not a curated record. Bases 62 to 1543 code for a protein of 493 amino acids. The transcript has 4 exons. Gene Ontology annotation, molecular function: protein binding.